CAUUUGAACACAUUGUGGUUCCAGUAUCCAGUCACUCAUACAAGAUGCAAGCAAAGAUAUUCGCAGUACUUCUGAUUCUGUCCUUAGUCCAUUUUUCUAUGGCUAAAAAAGGCGCAGGACUAAUUAUUUUUCGCCGCACCGGUAAUAAAAUUGAAUACCUACUUCUGAAAUCAAUCAAAAAAGACAACAGCUGGGGCCCACCAAAAGGUGGAGUCGAACAAAGUGAUGCGAAUGAUUUCCAAGCGGCAUUGAGAGAAGUACAAGAGGAAACAAAUUACACUGAAAGCGAUCUGCAUAUUCAUAGAAAUAAGCGAUUCGAGAAAACUCCCGGACCAGGAAAAAUCAAUGUAUUUUGGUUUGCUGAAUUGAAAUCAGGAAAAAGUCCAAAACUCUCUAGUGAGCAUACUGAAUUUGGUUGGUUUGACUUGAAAAAUGCUUUAAAGAUGUGCGCUAAUCCAGCAUUCCAGCAGCUAAUUAAGGAAAACGAGAAGAAAAUUAAAAGUAACACAUUAUAAUUCUUAGCUAUUGAGACAGAUUCUGUUGAUAACAAGUUGUCAUCAAUAUGAUGAGAGUUUAUCAUUGACAGUCGAAUGAUCGAAUAACGGAAUUUCCCAUUCAAGUCAAUUGCUUUAGAUAAAUAAAAAAAAAAUUAUGCAUGACUUUAAA
Molecule: messenger RNA, 666 nt
Organism: Contarinia nasturtii (swede midge)
Lineage: Eukaryota; Metazoa; Arthropoda; Insecta; Diptera; Cecidomyiidae
Product: bis(5'-nucleosyl)-tetraphosphatase [asymmetrical]-like
Exons: 2
Coding region: 45-515 (156 amino acids)
Biological process (GO): AMP biosynthetic process; ATP biosynthetic process
Molecular function (GO): bis(5'-nucleosyl)-tetraphosphatase (asymmetrical) activity
Source: RefSeq, a predicted model, not a curated record